AUGGAGAGCGAGCGUGGAGCGACGACGGCCGCCGCCGCCCCGUCGCCCCGGAAGGCGCAGCCGAAGAGGUCCCAGCUGGCUCAUCGGCACGUCCUUCGCGGCGCGGCAUUCACCAUUUCCCUCACCUUCUCUCCCCCGCCGCACCCCGUCGGCAUCUCUGCCGCAUUCCUUCCCCUCCCUCCAAAGCUAGCUCCGAUCCGGGCUCAGCUCUCUCAUCGGCGAGGGCGGGCUACCGGCUAUGGAGAGCGAGCGUGGAGCGACGACGGCCGCCGCCGCCCCGUCGCCCGGAAGGCGCAGCCGGAGAGGUCUCAGCUGGCUCGUCGGCACGUCCUUCGCGGCGCGGCAUUCGCCAUUGUAACCGCCCUGCUCCUCUCCGUGCUGGGACGGCCGGGGAACAGAGACGACGCCGCCAGCAGGGAGCGGCCGCCCUCCUCCACGGCGGACGUGUACGAGCAGGGCGAGCUCACGCCGCUGCAGAGGCACGUCGCCUUCUUCGACCGGGACAAGGACGGCGUCAUCUACGCCUCCGAGACCUACCAAGGGUUCCGCGCGAUCGGGUGCGGCGUGCCGCUGUCCGCCGCCGCCGCCGUCUUCAUCAACGGCGGACUUGGACCCAAGACCAUACCGGAGAACGAGAAGACCCCACCUUUCAAGCUACCAAUUUAUGUGACGAACAUCCACAAGGGCAAGCACGGAAGUGAUUCUGGCGUGUAUGAUGCCAAUGGAAGGUUCGUUCCUGAAAAGUUUGAGAUCUUCAAGAAGCAUGCCCGCACCAGGCCUGAUGCCCUGACAGGCAAAGAGCUCCAGGAGUUGCUCAAAGCAAACAGGGAACCUAACGACUUUAAAGGAUGGUUGGGUGGCUUCACGGAAUGGAAGGUGCUGUACUACGUGUGCAAAGAUAAGGAUGGGUUUCUCCACAAGGACACUGCAAGGGCAGUCUAUGAUGGUAGCCUGUUCGAAAGGUUGGAGGAUGAGAGGAAGUCCAAUAAGGACUCUACUAGCUAAGAAGAAAUGAAGAAAUAAUAAGAAGUCCAUAGACGCCCUAGUGUGAAAUUAAAGGGUUUGUAAAUUAUGGAGUGUGUGUGUGUGUGUGUGUGUGUGUGUGUGUGUGUGUGUGUGAAUCAAUUAAUUAAUAUCCCAAUUUUAAUUGACUCUAUAUAUAUGUUUGUUGACUGAUCUUUUAUGUAACAAGAAUCUAUUAUUCUCGCCUAAAUGCUAUCUUCUUGAAACA
Panicum virgatum (switchgrass) is the source of this 1231-nucleotide messenger RNA. Its product is annotated as probable peroxygenase 4. The transcript has 7 exons. NCBI's taxonomy places the organism in Eukaryota, Viridiplantae, Streptophyta, Magnoliopsida, Poales, Poaceae. Gene Ontology annotation, molecular function: calcium ion binding; monooxygenase activity. The record is from RefSeq and is a predicted model, not a curated record. The coding region runs from base 1 to 1005 and encodes 334 amino acids.